AUGCGCUUGGGCUUACACCUGGCCUUGGUGGCCGCAUGCUUUGCACUGGAUCGAGAUGUCGGCUACUUGAUGACACGGUUACCGGAGAAUGCCGCUGCUGGAUCGCUUCGGUGUUUCGUCGGUAUUGUCGCUGAUUACAACAACACCUCCAUUGGUACCGAGCCACUUAUGUGCUAUGUUGGAAUGGUUGCCCCAAAGGCUGGAGUGAACGUCGGUGCUGAGGUAAGCCAACAGCCCAGCUGGGUCGUGGGCAGUAAUACCGUUUUCUGCAAUGGACGAUGCGCCUCGUUGAGCGGAGUUGUGAACGGAGACAAUAUCAUUACCUUCCAAUGUGUACCACGACAAGUAUGCAAGACCUUCUUGAACACCAACGGCUGCGCCACACUCCAGGGAGAUCGCGAAAUCACUGGAUGCUGUUGUAAUGACAAAAACAGUUGCAACAUCUACCAGCAGAACGCUACCGGCAUCGUCAUUCCCACCCCAAGUCCACUUGUAGAGUUUCCGAUCUCGUGCUGGACAGGAAUUUAUGUAAACGGAGCUGCUAUGACCAGCGUUGGGUUCCAAACCUGCAAUGGUCAAUGCGCAUCCAUUACCCUAAACACCACCCUUAAUGGAAACUUCCACACCGCUUCAAUGUAUAUGUGCGAUCCUGUGGCUGUUUGCCAGGCACUGAGUGAGUUCCUUUUGUUUCACAGGCUCUUGGGAGCCAAGAAUGGCCUCAAUGUUCCAGAUAUGACCAACAAGUGCAAUGUGAUCGAGCCAGGAGUCGGCGGAUGCUGUUGUGAUACCGACGCUUGUAUUUACCCACCAAAGAACAGGAGCCCUGGAAAUCGCCUGCUGUGCUACGUUGGAAUGUACGCCCCGAAGGCAGGAGUCAAUAUUGCCUGUGAUGGCCAAUGCUCGAGCCUUAGCGGAAUCGUCAACGGAGACACUGUUACCACAUUCCAAUGUGCUCCUUUGACUGUGUGCAAGAGUCUCGAAAUUGACAACGCUUGCACUUCAUUGCCAGGAGAUCGUGAAAUUCAAGGAUGUUGUUGUGACAAUUUCAACAGUUGCAACGUCGCCAACUAUAGUCAAGACGUGCGAUACCGUUGGGCCACCCACAAACGUCGACUUCCCAAUUUCAUGCUGGAGUGGAGUGUAUGUGAAUGGAAACGCUAUUACCAGGGCUGGGUAAGUUUCGAAUACGGCCGUGCACAUGCCAAUUCCAAUCUUGCAACGGGACCUGGUGCGCUUCGUGCACCCUUCGAAACCACCAAUACGGCCAACAACACAAUGCCACAAUGUACAUACAUGAGCAACAACUGCGCGACCAUUGAAGCGGGAGUCAGCGGAUGCUGCUGCGACACUGAUGCCUGUCUUACACCAAAUAAGAAUAAAAACUGCAUUUUCAGAGCAUUCAGCGCUUACAACAGCUGCAGUACCCUAAAAGGUGACCGUGAAGUAACUGGAUGUUGCUGUGAUUCGUCAAAUUCCUGCAAUACCCCACCUGAUUUCAUCCCACCCACAGUUGCACCUAACACCGACUUCCCGAUCUCGUGCUGGUCCGGAAUCUACGUCAACGGAAAGCAUCUUUCCAACCCAGGAUUCCAAUCCUGCAAAGGACAAUGCGCUUCUCUGACAUUGGCCACCAGCGUUGCUGGUCAAGCUCACAACGCCACCAUGUACACCUGCGACCCGUCGUCUAGCCCAGGCAAUGCUCUUCAGUGCUACGUUGGUCUCAGAGCGCCUAAAGCCGGAGUUAACGUUGGUGCUGAGGUAUACUGCGACGGUAUGUGCUCAUCAUUGAGCGGUGUCGUUAACGGUGACAGCAUUACCACGUUCCAAUGUGUGCCGACAACCAUUUGCAAGUCUCUCGCCAUCGACAACGCCUGCACCGGUCUGCCAGGAGAUCGCGAAAUCAGCGGAUGCUGCUGUGACUUUGCCAACAGCUGCAAUCUUCAACUUUCCAAUAAUACUGAUAUCGUUCCUCCUUCACCCUCACCGAACACCGAGUUCCCGAUCUCAUGCUGGUCAGGAGUCUACGUAAAUGGAAACGCCAUAACCCCUGCUGGAUAUCAGUCUUUGCAAGGAGAAUGCGCUUCGGUGACCCUCCAGACAACACUCAGCGGCCAACAGCACAAUGCCACCAUCUACAUGUGUGACCCGACGUCUAUCUGCCAGGCACUCAUCACCUACAACCACUCACAUGCCUACGUCGGUAUCCUUGCGCCAAAGGCUGGAGUUAACGUCGGAGCUGAGGUGCGUUGUACCGGAAUGUGCUCCUCCCUAAACGCCAUGGUAAACGGUGAUAAUGUCACCACCUUCCAGUGCGUACCGACCAGUAUUUGCAAGUCUUUUCGCGCCGACAACGGCUGCUCCACAAUUAAGGGUGAUCGUGAAGUGACUGGAUGCUGCUGCGAUACGUCCAACGGAUGCAAUGCUUCUCCAUACAAUCUCACCAUCCCCACUCCACCACCUCGACCCAGAGUUCCCGAUCUCAUGUUGGUCUGCUUCCAAUCGUGUAACGGCGAAUGCGCCUCUCUAACUAUUGGCACGAAUUUCCAAGGACAAAACCACACCGCCACAAUGUACACCUGUGACCCGUCAGCUGUGUGCAAAACACUUGGAAUCACCAAUAACUGCACGGAUGUCGAACCUGGAAUCAGCACUUGCUGUUGUAACACUGACGCAUGUAUCACGCCGAGAAAGAAGCCUGGAAAGCCACUGCUAUGCUACGUCGGUUUGACUGCCCCGAAGGCCGGUGUGAACGUCGGAGCCGAGGUUGUCUGCAAUGGAAUGUGCGCUUCACUGCGUGGAAUGGUUAACGGAGACGACGUCACUACAUUCCAAUGUGUACCAACACAAGUCUGCAAGACCUUCCUGAACCGUGACGGAUGCGCAACGCUUCAAGGAGAUCGUGAAAUCACCGGAUGUUGUUGUGAUGAACGAGACAGCUGUAACUUCCACAUGCAGAACAGAACCAAUGCCACGUUGCCUACCCCAAGUCCAAUCGUAGAGUUCCCUAUCUCGUGCUGGACUGGAAUCUAUGUGAAUGGAAAACCUCUGACUGACGCUGGAUUCCAAUCCUGUAAUGGACAAUGCGCUUCCAUCACGCUGAACACCACCAUUAGUGGAACCUUCCACACCGCCUCGAUCUACAUGUGCGAUCCUACAGCAGUCUGCAGAGCUCUGAACAUGACCAACAGAUGCAACAUUAUCGAGCCAGGAGUGGGCGGAUGUUGUUGCGACACUGAUGCCUGUAUUUAUCCGCCAAAGAACAGAAAUCCUGGAAAUCCUCUCUUCUGCUACGUUGGAUUGUAUGCACCGAAUGCACAAGUUAACGUUGGAGGAGAGGUAGCUUUAAACUCCAGCCCUAGAUGA
Molecule: messenger RNA, 3363 nt
Organism: Ostertagia ostertagi
Lineage: Eukaryota; Metazoa; Nematoda; Chromadorea; Rhabditida; Trichostrongylidae
Source: the annotation of a GenBank genome assembly